Suillus fuscotomentosus is the source of this 1350-nucleotide messenger RNA. RefSeq lists its product as uncharacterized. The transcript is spliced from 4 exons. NCBI's taxonomy places the organism in Eukaryota, Fungi, Basidiomycota, Agaricomycetes, Boletales, Suillaceae. The record is from RefSeq and is a predicted model, not a curated record. The coding region runs from base 1 to 1350 and encodes 449 amino acids.
AUGACUGUACCUCCUGAGCAAGCUAACCAAGCCUUGGAAAUCACAUUAGCCACCUUGCAAUCGCUUAUGAAGCGUUGCAUCAAGGUAAAGGAGGGCGAUCCCGAAGCCUUGAGGUUAUCGGAUGAGAUCGCCAGGCACGUGGCCAAGGACUUGAAAAUGUAUGGCGGGAGCGCCACCUCAUUCUCGCCGCAGCUGCUUUCCUUUGCUGCUGUGGUGAGAGAGAACUCAAAGGGCGGCGCCUUCGAGAGUGUCCCAGACUGGACCUCCGUUACAAACGACGACCCGCGCAUCAAGAGCCACCCGCGCUUCGACAAGACCAUUGAUUAUCUCUCCCCUUCACUCGACGAUCUUUCCACUAAUCCAGCAACGGCUAAUCCCCCUACCACCCUCACAACACCAACAACCAUCACACUGCCAUCGGCCUCAACAUCCAUGCCAUCCCUCAUGGAGUCCGAUGUCCUUGUUGAGCCCGAAGCGGAAACGAACGGAUCAUCGGGCCUUCAGAAGGGAGAGGCCGAGGACCAUCCCAUCCCCAUCGACACUCCCACAUCUCCGCCGGCAAAAUACAAUCUUUUCGUACCAGGCACCAAGAAGAGAAAGCCCGCCGCAGAAGAUACGGAUGAGGCCGUUGUCGUUCCCACCAACAAAUCGCCUUCCCCUUCUGAAGAGCCGGUGAAGAAAAAGAAGAAGGUUGAGUCCCAACCCAUUGCCAGGCCUGCAGUGUGGGGCUCGGAUGCUGAUAUUGCUACUCCAUGGAAGCAUUCCGUUCGCUACCACCCCUGGCAGUGCGACAAAUGCGUCAAAUUAGACAUUGCCUGCGUCGUCCUGCCGGACAAGAAAUUUGGAUUCACGCGCCUCGCCUGUGAAAAUUGCGACAGCAUGAAGAUUUCGUGCGCGAUCGACGGUGUUGGUGUCCGUCAGAGGUUGCAAGCGAAAGCGGCGAAAGCAUCCGCUGACCCGUCCCAACAACCAAAGCCCUCGAAAUCCCGGGCUAUCUCUAAGAAACCCAUGACGCGUGUUUCUCGCUCUCAACGGAGCAUCGCUAAACGUGAAGAUUCUGCAGAGAAAAAGCCGGAUGUCCUUCCGGGUCGGGCGCAAAUGCAGCCUGAACAUGUGCAACCGCCCGCUCCCAGUAACUUGCCCGACCCAGAGCCCACUGCAAGAGAAAUCUUACAGGGCAUCCAGGACCUCGGCAGGCGAUUGGAUCUCCUCGCCGCCAAUGAGCGGGUGGACACAUUGGAGGUGAGAGUGGGUUCGGUAGAGACAAACGUGCUUAAGCGGUUGGACGAGUUGGAGCAACGGCUCAAUGCAUCUGAUGCCCGUUGGAGAUCUUUGGAAACCCUCGGCUAA